Molecule: messenger RNA, 11134 nt
Organism: Dufourea novaeangliae
Lineage: Eukaryota; Metazoa; Arthropoda; Insecta; Hymenoptera; Halictidae
Gene: nonC
Product: serine/threonine-protein kinase SMG1
Exons: 18
Coding region: 24-11132 (3702 amino acids)
Biological process (GO): phosphorylation; nuclear-transcribed mRNA catabolic process, nonsense-mediated decay; negative regulation of macroautophagy
Cellular component (GO): TORC2 complex; TORC1 complex; nucleus
Molecular function (GO): protein serine/threonine kinase activity; protein binding
Source: RefSeq, a predicted model, not a curated record
AUGAAUUUAAAAGAACGAAUUUUAUGAGUGAGAAGAACAUUUUGUACAUGCAAAGUGUAGGUUAUGCAGAUCGUCUGCACAGUAAUGUAAUGAAUAGCUGUGGGAACUCUAAUAUUAGCACAAAGCUACGUGGAACUAAGUGUUUGGAGGUGCAGGAAGAGUCUGUUUGUAACAAUCGAGCUACAGAGUUAGAUAAAGGAGACAUCAACGUUUUGACUGGCUACAACACAAAUGAUUUUAAUGCUCCACGCGGAACAUUGGUCAUUUGCCAAAGAAAUUCAAACAAUUAUUCGUCUGAUCAUAGUUUUUCCAGGUUCAAACCAAGAAUUGGCGGUGCUCCACGCAAUGAGUUUCGAAUGGCUCGUGGGGGCAGUUCCGGGGACCGUGCCAGAGGCGCAUUACGGGGUAGAGCUUUUAAAAAGACGGCCAUCGAUAGAGAUUCAAAUUCAGAGACCAACUAUUACUCUGCAACUAGACCCAAAUUUCAAGAAUCGUUGAAAAAUCAGGAGAACUCGCAGGGAAAGUAUUAUGACGACAAACGAAUAAAUGAAGACUCCAGGAUUUCCAAACUCUUGAGGAGACUGUGCCGGGAAGACGAUUACGAUCACUUCAUAUCCCUAUGCAAGCAGGCGCAGGAAGGCAUAAUCGCGCCUGAAAAUCAAAGAUACAUACGUCGAAAUUUGGAUGCGAUUUGUGAAAGUCUGUUGGAUAUGUUACAUACAGGCCCAGGACCAGAAGCGAAACAGCAAAUCGCAAAAUGCCUAGGACGCGUUGGAUACGCGGCCGAACAAGACUUCAAACGAUACAUGGACUGGAUUUUCAACAAGUACUCAUUGGAAAGGAAGGACGAUAUAAAAUGGCUUUUGAUCAGAUCGUUCGUUGAGGUUUUCAAAAUGGACGCAGAAACACCGAGGUUAAAAGAAUUCUCAAUGCUAAUCAUGUCGCAACUGCAGUCAACACUGGAAAAUGUCGAUCGUUCGGACUUGCUGGUGGCAACGGUAGACGCGAUAUUGUUAAUAAUGGAAUCCUAUCCUGAAACGUUCUCGAAUCAUUUUCGCGACACAGUUGACAUAUUAGUCGGCUGGCAUAUAGAUUCGACGCAGCAAAAGGCGAUUGCAAGCUACGCCAGUCGCAGCUUGCAACGAUUGCGAACCUUUUGGAUAGCAGACUUACAGUUUACAUUGACGUUAUUGGGACAAUUUUUAGAGGACAUGGAGAGCUAUGACGAGGAAUUAUCUUUGCCGGAAUCUGGCAGAAGUUCACCCGGCGACGAAACGUCUCCUACGCCAAAAGAGUGUAUCGUUCGUAUCACGUCUCUGAUCUCUGUGUUCAAUACAGUCACGAAAAGCAUAUCCGAGCAUUUGAAUCCAAAUGUUACGCCGAACGUGCGAUGGUCGUUCUUGUCCGACUGUUUGUCGAAAAUGUUGAAAACAGUCGUGAAAGCAAUCGAAUUAGACGACAGUAACGAAAGCUUGGUUUCGAGUUUCACCAUUACACCAGAAAAUGUCGAUGAAUUAUUGAAACAUGUUAAAGUUAUAAGCAGCACCGUUCAGCAACGAAAUUUCAACGAGUCUGAGUUAAUCGAGGAGGAGGAGAAGGAGGAGGAUCUCGUCAGGAUGUAUAAAUCUUUGAAGCUCGAUAAGAACGAGUUAAAGGAUUUGAAGUCGAGCAUCGAAAAAGAAACGGGAUCGUCGCAGGAAGAACGGCAGCUUUUGUUAAAUGUUGUACGGUGGUUGGAAUCGAAGGAAUCGAAAGACUUGAAAGAAAGAAAGGAGACGGUGGAUUUGACGGAGGAAAAGGAAGAGCUGAUAGUAACGGCGAACGAAUGCGCUUUCUUGUUGUUGGGACAUCUUCAGAGUCGCAUAACGAAAAAUCACGAGUUACUCUACAAGUUUAUCGAUCUUCAGUUAAAACGAAUCAACAUGUUCUGGGACGAUACUAUAAUUUCCAUGCUGAAUACUAUUUCGAAAAUAAUCAAAGAAGUCUCUGCGAAUUUACCAUUGGAAUUGGUGCACAAGCUGCUCGGGAAAGAUUCUGCGUUACUAAAAUUACGAUUCCGCGAUUCUAUUUCCAUUCAGAAUGCCAGCCUUGGCGUGUAUCACAGUUUGCUCAGUUUAAAAAAUAUUCCACUACUACAGGAAUCGUAUCGAUACAUACUGUCCGAUUUGGAGAUCGCUUAUAAGCUUGUGCUGACGGAUAUCGAAAGUUUGGUGCCUGACAAUCCGUUGGUGAACGGUGUCAAAUAUAAAAAAAAGGAUGCGGAAAUCGUGAUUACUUUCCUGUUGCGUGCAUUGUCCGAUAUAGCGAACGCAAGCAACUCGAUCAUUGGUAUGUGGGCAUUGAAGCCAAGUAUUUUGGAAUUGUUGGCUGUCAAGUUAAGACCUUAUGACAGUAGUUUGUCAGUGACCAGUCCGUUCUUGCAGUACAGUAUUUUAUACUUGCUCUACGCUCACUGUUCCAGGUAUAAUCACUUUGUGCCGAGUUCCAGUUUGAUAACUGGAACUGCCACAUGUCGUCCGAUAGAUAUGUUUCCAGGCGCACUUGACGUACCAACUACAUCUCCGACCAGCGGCCAUCUUUCAAUAAUUCUGAACCUGAUAGCUAAAAGUUUCAAUGAGCGUACACCAGAGCAAACGUUGUUGUUGUUAUCGACGUGGAUGCAGGAAAUUUGCAUGCAAUCGGAAAAUUAUAUUGGCAUAUUGAGUAAAACGAAAGAGUAUGAACGCGUCUUGGGGAGUUUGGUUGCUUGCGGGGCCAGUAUUGACCGAGAGAUCUCCAUUGCUGUUUGCGAACUCUUCGAAAUCUUAAUGAGCGCGAAGAACGUGACAUGGAAGGAAGAGAUCUAUUACUGCAUAGUGGAUCUGGCGACGUUACAUUUGACUUCGCGCGAGCAUAUUGUACGGGAAAAGUACGGCUCUUUAUUGACGCAUGUGCCUCUAAAUAUAGUCGUACCAAAGCUGAACAAGGAGUGUUUGGUAUCGGAAACGAAGAAACACCAGGGAAUUAAACAAUACUCGACCGAGUCAUUGAUACUUGCUGAGAAAUUAUACAUGCGGGGAAAUAGUAACGGAGAGAUGCAAUCGCAACAUUUUAAAACGUACAUGGCCUUCCUGUUGCAAGAUCAGUAUCUAGACGCUUCCGGGUUGUCGGAAUUGUUCACAUUGUGCUGGCCGAUCAUGUCCGAGAACGAAAUCACAAGGAGAACGUACUGGUUGGGGCUUGCGAAUCGAUCCUUUUUAUAUUUCUGGUCCGGUUUCGAGGCGGCUCAGCAUUGCGUGAUCAACAAGCUUCGUACAUCGUUGGGAAAGCCGCAAGAAACGUUCACGUCGAUCGAAAGCGCGUUGAAAACGUUGGCUCGCGAGAUAUCGUAUAACGUGGAAACGAUGAGAAAAGAAAAACGGAACUUCGAUCACCUGCUGAGCGAACAUACCAGAGUUCGACUGUUGAUCGAGUUUCUCGAGCAUCUCGAGAGGGUGAUACACAACGCGGCUGAGGGAUGCGCGAUGGCGUUGCCACCGCUCUCGAAACCGGUUCGAACGUUCUUUCAUACGAACAAAUCAACCUGCAGGGAAUGGUUGAAUCGAAUCCGUUUGGCACUGUGCGUUGUCUCGUUACACUCGGGAUUGGCUGGCAGCGCCUUGAGGAACAGUCAACGGCUGUUGGAGGAUUUGAGCAACAGCGAAAAUACGCACGGAAUCGAAUUCGAGAGGGCGACACUUUGCACAGCGCAGGCAAUGGUGAUGCUGGGAGAAGCGGAAGCGUUACAAGGACUUUACAUGUACACCAAGGAAAAGGAGAGAAAAUUUCCAUGGUUGAAAGCCGCGAUGGAAGAAGCUGCGGGCCGCUACGAAUCAGCCGCUACAGCUUAUAAAUCAAUUAUCGAGGACCACACGCACGCCGCUAGAAAAGAUUUGGGUUUCAAUGUAGACGACGACGAAGACGAAGACGAGGACAGUGACGAUGACGACGAUGAAGAUGACAACGAGGACGACGAUGACAUCGACGGAGCCAGAAGCGGGAACGAGGAACCUUCCUCUGACGUAAAAGAGAAAAACGUUAAGACCGAGGGGGACAAUCAGGUGCUUGAGUUUUGCGUGCAACGUUUGUCCGAGUGUUACGAAGCGGUUAGCGAUUGGUCCCGACUGAAAGCAUGGAAACUUCAAGAAGCAAGAAUACUCGUCCGAGAAAAGAACUCGAACAUUGGGAGGCAACAGCAAGUUCCGACAGAGAACGAUGAUCAUCGACGGGCUAGGUGUUUGAAAAUGUUCGAGGAUGGUGAAACGAUAUCUCUCGAUGAUCUGAGUAAUUGGAAUGUACUGGAAAAUGAAAUGGGAAAACCGGGAGACUGGAGCUGUGGCAAGACGUUGAUCGAUUGCAACAAUACGUUAAGAAACAUAGCGCUUCGAAUCCACGUAAACGAUUACCAGGAUUAUUUCGAGCAGGAGAUUGAACGGUGCCGAAGGGCGGCGGCUGAGACAAUGGAGGAGGGUCUGCGGAACAUACUUUCCGGAUAUCUCAACGAGUCGAUAUUGAUACGAUAUUCGGCGAACGCGUUGAAGAGAUUGCUGGUGCCCGGUCGAGAGGGGAGCGCCGGGGCGUUUCGGUUGUAUAAAACCGAGAAACUCGAGCGUAUGGAUUCGAGCGUUCUGACGCAAAUUCUCUGGUGGUCGGAGUACUUUGGAAAGGCACGGGAGAAAGAUAACGGCAGUUGCACGUUGAACGAGGUGGCCGAUCUACGGUUGCACAUUGUCCGUACAGCGAGAAAAGAGGGAAACUUUGAGUUGGCGAAACGCGAACUUGUGAAUUAUCUGCGAUCCGAACGGGAGAUCUGUCGAAUCGAGGAUAGCCAGAACAGAGGGGUCGUACGCGUGGAUCUCGAUUUCGAUCGGGUGACCGACGACGCGCUGAGGAAUGUGAUGCGCGUGAAAUGGUCGAAGAACAAUAUGCGUGCGUUCCGUGAAUACUCGAAAUUAUUGUACAACAUGGAACACGUUGAUAAAGCGUUGAAAGUGUGCAGCGCAACCGCGCUCGGGAUAUCGCGAGCCAUCGUCGACGGUGAGCAAUCUGCGUCAACCGAUCUCCGGGAGAAUGGAACCAGGCUUCUGCUGACACUCGGUAAAUGGAUCCAACAGCAGGAGAUCGAGAACACCGAGAACAUUCAGCUGGAGCAACUGCUCGAAUUCGAGGCUGUGCACAACGACGGUCUGAUGAGCAAACUGUUCGGUUCGACCACGGACUCGAUACCUGUAUCGGACAUGAUCAUUGGUAAAUUGAUGCAACUUGGGGUAAAUCAAUGCCCGGAUUUACCGAUCGCCUGGUGUAGCUUCGCCAGUUGGUGCUAUAAAUGGGGACGGAAGAUCGUCGAUAAUUCGAAUACCGGUCGGUUAACUGACACCGACAAAACGACCAUACGGAAUUUACUACCGUUCGAUACGAACGAGGCCGAUCUGCUGGCGAUCUUCUCGAUAUUGAAUCAAAGUAAAUCGAUCAACGAGGACGAGGGUGACAUCACGGACACGGCGAACGACAUCAACACGUCCGACAUGAUAGAACACCAACUACGGAACGUACCGAUACUCAGUCUGGCCAGUUCCGAUCGUAUCGGUAUGCUGAUCGACAUCUGGAAGCAAGCGCAGAGAAGAAUCUAUUCGUAUUACGAGCUCUCCGCGAACGCGUACUUCAAGUAUCUGCAACUCGCCGCGAAAAAGGAGACGAACGAUUGCGAUACUAUUACGGCCACGCUCAGGUUGCUGCGUCUGGUUGUUAAGCACGCCCUCGAGUUGCAGAACGUGCUUGAAUCAGGGCUGUCCUCAACGCCGACGGCACCCUGGAAAGAAAUCAUUCCACAGCUAUUUUCGAGACUCAGUCAUCCCGAGGCUUACGUACGGACACGUGUUUCGGAACUGUUGUGCCGAGUCGCCGAGAAUUCGCCGCACCUGAUCACUUUUCCCGCGGUAGUGGGAGCGGUGUCCGGUCAACGGAAAACUUGUGACAAGGUGCUGUACGAAAAAACGACGGAGAACAAUUCCACUCAGAACGAGUUGGGCUUUGAAGAUGAAGAUGAGAACACGGGGGAUAAUUCUUCUACGGUUUAUCGAUACCAAGACGAACACGAAAAAUUUAUGGAUUGCUGUUUCUCGCAGUUGGUUGACUGUCUGUCGAAUAGAAUUCAAGGUUCCGUGGAGCAGAUAAAGAUAUUGGUGAAAGAACUGCGUCGUAUUACCUUGUUAUGGGACGAGCUAUGGUUGGCAACGCUUUGCCAGCAUCACACAGAGAUCUCGAAGCGAUUCGAGCAGCUAGAAGUCGAGGUGCAAAAGGUACAAGACAACGCCUGGUUGUGUGCCGAGGAGAAAGACCGGUUGAUCACUGAAAAGCAUAGAAUUAUAUUGAAACCGGUCGUCUUCAUCCUGGAGAAUUUGUACGCAAUGACGUCCGUGCCGGCCGAAACGCCGCACGAGAGAAAUUUUCAGGAGAAGUUCGGUCCCGCGAUCGAGGAAGCGAUCGGCAAGCUAACGAAUCCAAAAAAUCCUGCGAAACCUCAUAUCGCAAGUUUAUGUUUGAAACAAUUGGAAAGUAAAUUGGCGCAACGGGUGCACAGACGGGCAGCUUACUCUCUUUCUAUGAACGAUAUCAGCCCUGUGUUAGCCAAUUUAAAGAGUACCUGUAUUGCUAUGCCAGGUGUCGUCGCUAAUGAUAAUAAAAUCGUUACCAUCCAGUCUGUGGAUAACAACGUUCAAAUACUGCCGACUAAGACUAAACCCAAGAAACUCGUCUUCCAUGGUUCCGAUGGACACGUUUACACGUAUCUGUUCAAAGGAUUGGAAGACCUUCAUUUAGACGAGAGAAUCAUGCAGUUUUUAAGUAUAUGUAACACGAUGAUGUCCAAGAAAGGCGAUUCGAAACAGGUGUACAGAGCUCGGCAUUAUUCCGUUAUACCAUUAGGCCCGCGAUCUGGUCUGAUACAGUGGGUCGAUGGGGUCACCCCGUUGUUCGUUCUUUACAAGAGAUGGCAACAAAGGGAGAACUCCAUGACCAACAAGACUGGCAGUGCCGCGGUUCUGCGGCCAUCUGAGCUCUUUUAUAACAAGUUGACACCGCUGCUGAAAGAGCGGGGAAUCGGUCUGGAAAACAGAAAGGAGUGGCCGAUUCAGAUUUUGAAGCAGGUCUUGUCCGAGUUGAUGGCUGAAACACCAAAGGAUCUGUUGGCAAAAGAGAUAUGGUGUAACAGCAUAAAUGCUGGAAACUGGUGGCAGGCAACGAAGAAUUACUCCUACUCGGUUGCCGUGAUGUCGGUUAUCGGUUAUAUCAUCGGCCUCGGCGAUAGGCAUUUGGACAACGUGCUGGUAGAUUUGAACACCGGCGAAGUUGUACACAUCGAUUAUAAUGUAUGCUUCGAGAAAGGCAAGACGUUACGCGUGCCAGAGAAGGUGCCUUUCCGAAUGACUCCAAACAUUCGAACUGCGUUAGGCGUAACUGGUGUCGAGGGUAUAUUUCGUCUGGCUUGUGAACAUACUCUUCGUGUGAUGCGUCGAGGACGCGAGACUCUGCUGACGUUAUUGGAAGCAUUCGUGUACGAUCCGUUGGUGGAUUGGCGAGCCGGUGCAGACAAUAGUAUCGCGAGUUAUGGGGCAUGUCAAGCCAGAGCGAGAUGCACAGGUAUAGGGAGAAAGCAAUUAGAACAGGAAUUGACACGAGCGAUGUUCGCCGUUCGUACGGCAGAGAUGCGCGCCGAAUGGUUGGCGAACAGAGAUGAACUGAUGAAAGUGUUUCCAUCUUUGUGCCAUCGUUUGAAUUGUUGGAUGGAUGCGACCGAGGUGACCCGUCAAUGUCAAGACUUGCUGCAGGACAGGCAUCAACAGCUUGCGUUAGUGAAAGAAGCACAGGCAAUGGGACGCAAUCAUCCGUUGUACACAGUAAUAAAGCGUUACAACUCUUUCAAGAGAGCACGCGACGCCCACGAGAAGGCAAAGGGUGCGUUGAAGGAAAGAAUAGAGGACAGUGAGAAGCAAAUCAACAUGCACAAUUUGUCGCUUUCCGCGAUAAGAGGUCCUCAGUUGGGACAAUGGUUAUCGGAACUGGGAACGUCUACGAGUUCGGAGGAGCACGUAAUGUUCGACUUGGUGAAAGAAUUUCUGCAGAAUGCUGGUCAGAGUCAAAUGGUUCUUCAGUGCGAACAGUCGGAAAAUGAGCUGACUCAAUUGGCGACGCAACAGACCAUUUUAAUAAGAAGUUGCUUGGACCUUUUGAGUCAGUAUUCGGCCAUCUGUAACUUGUAUCCGCUGAGCAGCAUGUCGCAACAUCGUACGGUGCUCUAUCACGGUUGGGCUAACAAACUUAUGAAUUCAGGAAACGUCGAUGUUUGUCGCGAAGUAAUGGCACAGUUCGAAGGCAGCUUCGAUCCGAUAAAGGGCACGAACAACCAGCACGCGCAACAGAUAAUAACGUUCUCUUAUCGAAUGCAAGGGAUUCUGAACGAGGUGAACGAGAGACUGAAGAAAGCGUACGAGAGAAUGGUCUCGGAAGGGUUGCCGGAAUCGGUCGGCAGAAUCGAGAAAGCGUACGGCGAGUCGAGGAUGCAGAUACAGAGUUUUUUGAGGCGGGAAAAAGGAGCGGAAAGAGCGCUCGAAUGCGUGAAUAUCACCGCCCUGUGCGCUCUGAACAAGCGUUACUUGAUGAUGGAAGGCGCCGCAAAGUGCGCGGGUGACUGUUUGGUUGAUCUUACGUCCAGGGAAGGGGAUUGGUUUUUGGACGAGAUGCGGCUGAUGUCGUCGCUGAUCGCCGAAUUGGUAAGCCUGAUACCAGAGUGUCACAAAGCGAACAAUGAUCCCAAGAUAUCUCUGGUGCUCAAGUGUUUGAGAGGAUCGGAUUGCAUCUACAAAGGUUUGCAGGAGCUCAAUUACAAUUUUCACACGAUCAUUCUACCGGAAGCGAUGAAAACAAUCAUAACGGAGGAGCCGACCGUGAUCAGAAUGAUCGGCGAGCUAACCGAGAUCAUAGUGUCGCCUGGGAUACCGCUUGGUGAGAUCUUGGGGCAACUCGAGAUGCAUCUGAGGUUCACCGUGAUGGAAAUGGAAAGCCCCCACGCUAUGAUGCAGGGGGUCGUGAAUAACAUGAGACUACGAUUUGACGCGUUGCUGUCGCGACCGGCUGAGAUUCAAGAGCCGAAUCAAGACGAGGCUCUGACACCUGGUCAGAUGCUGUUGAUGGGUUUCAACGGACUGUUCGAAAAACUUCAGAUGGAAGGUAACGCGCUGAUCGCUACGCUGAGCACGCUCGAAAUCCCGGCUGCCUGGCGGAAAAUCGAUCAGAUUCGGGAAGCGAAGGAAAUGUCCGCGCCAAUAUUCAACAAGGCUGCUUGCCAGGUCCUCGAAGAUAUAUUUCUGGUGAAACGAUUGCAUACGAUUCAAGAGUUCUUCAUGAUGUGCAGAGACAUCGCGACCGCGUUCAAGGGCGGCUUGGCGAACGUCUACGACGACGAACGGUUAAACAAACCGAUACGUAUCUUCACGGCGGAUUACGUGUCCAGGCAAUUGCUCGGGGUCACUUCUCAGACAUUGGCGAUCGGGCUUUGCCUGUUGCUGCAAAGAAUGGGCCUGAGCGUCACCACCGAAAUCGAACAGAGAGAUAUCGGGGCUGAAAGCAAGGUCUCGUUGGAGGAAUUGUGCAGAAAGCUCGUCGAUCUUUGUCUGAAGAGAGGCUCGUUCUCGGGAUCUGUUCUCGCGCAAGCUAGCGCGCUCAGUAGCACUCUCGAGAGCGCUUGGCGAAGGAAACAGACUGCCAGGUUGGCUCAGCAAUGCGUCGAAGUUGCCAGAGCGAGUAUGCAGAGACUUCAGCUGCAGCUCACAGCUCACCAUUGGUUGCACGAAGACAGUUUGCUCCUUAGAUCGAACCUAAAUCUGAUGAAUCCUCUAAAUCGUUCGGCGUUCAUGCUGGAAUUACGAAAGACGGCCACGGCACUAAGCGGUCUACAGUCUCGCGUUUGCGAGGCACGGGAACAACAACAGAACCUCGUAUCCAGCGCGGUACAACGUUUGAAAUGGGCCGCUGGAGCAAAUCCAGCCCUCGGGGAAGUAAUGUCGGCGUUCGACAACGCUGUGCUUGCCUCUUGCGAGAAGUUGACCCGGCAGCAUACACUAGCGACCAGCGUCGUGAAUACGUGCAACUCGAUACUGCAUUACGAGGCAUUGAGAACCAGAACGUCCGAGAGCGUAACGCACGACGCGAAUUUUGUCAAGCUCGUCAAGCACUGGGAGGAGAGUUGUAUCUUAACCAUGAGCUUAACCAUUACCGUGACACCGAUCGAGGAAAGUCUAGUUGAAUUACUACCGAUGGAGAGCAACGUCGAUAUAAACUGGCUAAAGCAGGCGGAGAGAUUUAUUUCAGAAGCGAUACUUGACGCGCAGAAAAAAUUACAGGAGAAGCAAGAAUGUUUGCUGACCACCCAGAAACGUUUACGUGAGCAGGUUUCGAAUUUGCAAAAUGUUUUAACACUGCAUCAUUGUUUGAUGUCCGAUGUACGGAUUCUGUUGCGAACCAUGGCCAAGCAAGAGAACAUCGACGGCCUUCAAGAGUUUCUCUCUUCGUACCGGUCCUUCACCGAGAGCAUAUCGGCGAUCGUUAAAGAACUCGAAUCCGAUUGCCUCGACGUGAACAGAGGCAGAACGAUUAAACAAGAAUUGGAGACUCUGGCGACCAUUGUGCCAAACCUGUACACGGAACUGUUGGAGUUCGCAAACGAGAAGAAAGCAAAGCACAGCAAGCUGCUCGACAACCACAAGGACGCCGAGAAAGAAAACGUAAAGGCGAGAGUACGAGGAAGGGAGAAGAAAAGUGAAACUCUGGACACCGUAACGGGCAAGAGGAAAAGGAAGUUGAUUCGACAGGAAGGUGUUUACUAUAGCCCGAAGAAGGGGGUUCCGUUGGCUAGGGAUCCGACCACCGGUAAAGCUGUCCAAGAACGGAACGCGUAUGCACUGAACGUUUGGCGUCGUAUACGAAUGAAGCUGGAGGGACGGGAUCCGCAUUCGACCCGGAAAUACACGACGGCCGAGCAAGUGGAAUACGUUAUACGCGAGGCUCAAAGCACCGACAAUUUAGCCCUCUUGUACGAGGGUUGGACACCGUGGGUCUGAAC